Molecule: messenger RNA, 1980 nt
Organism: Ziziphus jujuba (common jujube)
Lineage: Eukaryota; Viridiplantae; Streptophyta; Magnoliopsida; Rosales; Rhamnaceae
Exons: 5
Coding region: 198-1427 (409 amino acids)
Source: RefSeq, a predicted model, not a curated record
ACCGGCGUUUCAAAGCACCUCGAGAACCCACAUGUGCGUAUAGCUUCAAAGUGCCGCCAAUCAAGCCUGAAGCCGUGUGGUUUUUUGGAUUGAUCCUUGAUUUCAAAUUCCAAAACUUUCCCAGGAAAAAAACUUUGUUUUUUUUUUUCCCCCCAAAGUUUGAAGGGUUUUUUUUUAAAAAAAAAUUGAUCAGAGCUAUGAAUUCGGUGGAAGACCUUCACAAGGUGUGGGAAACUAAGGCCCUUAAAAAGCCUGGGGAGGACAAAGCCAAGAAGCUUCUCGAUAGAAUCGCAAAACAGGUUCAACCCAUUAUGCGCAAACAUAAAUGGAGGGUCAAGCUUCUCUCUGAAUUUUGCCAUCCGGCUCUUCUGGGACAGAAUGCAGGACGCGGUGCUCAUGUGCAGCUAAGGCUUCGAAGGCCCAACAGGGAUUCGGAUUUCUUGCCCUUUGAUCAAAUUCUUGACACUAUGCUUCAUGAGCUCUGUCACAAUGUUCAUGGUCCUCAUAAUGCCAGCUUCUAUAACCUUUGGGAUGAACUUAGAAAGGAAUGUGAGGAGCUGAUAGCCAAGGGAAUAACUGGCACUGGAUAUGGGUUUGAUCUUCCUGGGAGGCGUUUGGGUGGCUUUUCCCGUCAACCUUCUAUUUCUUCCCUUCGUACAACUGCACUUGCUGCUGCAGAGAAGAGAGCCAAGUUGGGAUCUCUACUACCAUCUGGACCUAAGCGUCUUGGCGGUGAUAGCACAAUUAUGGUUGGACUUAGUCCAAUACAAGCUGCUGCAAUGGCUGCAGAAAGGAGGUUACAGGAUGAUAUCUGGUGCGGAUCUGCAUCCUGUGAAGCUUCUGAGGAUGGAGAAGGUAGCCCUGAUAAAUUGCCGGACAUUAGACGUACAGAGCAAGGUGCAGGUGCAUGUGACUUGGAUCCCAUAUCUCGAAAAAGAAGUCAUGAAUCCAAUAGUAAUUCUUCAUUUCAGACUUCAGAUAGCCGCUUAAAAUCUAACUUUAUAGAUUUAUCCAUGGAUUCUUCAGAAUCUAUUUACAUGCAAGAUCCUAAUAUGAGAUCCAAAGGAAAAAGUCGAGUAUCAGAAAAUUCAUCUUCAAAGUCUAAUUGCCACCCAGAAUCUACUUUUAUGAGUUUAUCUGGUCCUUCGUCUUCCAAGUCCACGUCUAAUUGUGAUACGCAUUAUACCAUAGAAACUGCUCAAUGGGAGUGUGAAGUAUGCACUUUGUUGAAUCCACCAUUAGCUCCAUUGUGCAAGCUCUGUAGCACGCUGAAGCCCAUAAAUAUUGGAAGUAAACACAAAAUUUGGUCUUGCAAAUUCUGUACCUUGGAAAAUAGUGGGAUGUUGGACAAAUGCUCGGCAUGUGAUCAGUGGAGAUACUCACACGGUCCACCAGUGGCCUUCAAAGCACCUAAUCUGGGCACUUGAGAGAGACAACGGCUUAAAUCAAUUUGGCCUUAGAUGCUCAACAAUCCGAUUAAUAUUCUGGUGAUUCUUUUUGGAAGUCUUUUUUUAUAUUGUUAUGAGCAUCUAAUAAUGUCCAGUUUUUGGUAGACAUGUUUCUGAAAUUCUGAUGGGCUGAGUGUUCGUUUUGGUAUUUUCCUUCAGUGUAAAGAAACACUGAUAAUUCUAACCUAAACAAAGGAAGCAGAUGUGAAUAUGUACAUAUUUUUAGUUUGAAGUAUCCUCUAAAGACUGUUUUGCAGCUCUCUUUCUUUCCAUGCUCUAAUUCAUUGCUGCCUUAGGUAGAGUGGGUAGAUGAUGAAGAGGUGUAUUUGGCUGUAUAUUAUGGAUUUUGAUCCUCUAUUGCCAUUGGCUGAAUUCAACGGUUAAGAUGUGUACUGAAUCAAGGCCUUAGAAUUAGAAAGUGCUCUACUGGCAUUAAAAGGUGGAUGAACUUCCUUUUAUAUUGCUUCAUUUUUAGUGAAAUCAUUAACACCAACCCAUCUUACUUAUAUGUUCUAUUAAGUCUUUCUUAUUA